Messenger RNA from Paramecium tetraurelia, 618 nucleotides. RefSeq lists its product as uncharacterized. NCBI's taxonomy places the organism in Eukaryota, Ciliophora, Oligohymenophorea, Peniculida, Parameciidae. The transcript is spliced from 2 exons. The record is from RefSeq and is a predicted model, not a curated record.
AUGUUUUAAUAUUCAUAAAGAGUACUCUAGCCAACCAUAAGAGUUCCAUCAUAAAUUCAAUAAUCUAUUAUUACUACGACAUUUGAAAAUCAUCCUUAAUUACAAUCCACCAGAAAAGUUUAAUAAAAUAUUGAUCCAACUGCUUUGAACACAUCCCCCAUCAAAAUUGUGAAUAAUAAAACUCCUUUAAGUCCUAAUAUAAUUGUGUAUUCUUAAAACCCAUACUCAAUUACUCCCUAAUAAAUACCAUCAAACAUACGUUAAAAUUUGACUCCAACUAAACAUUUAAAUGCAAAUAUGCCAUAAUAAAGAAACCUUACACCAACACGGAUUAUUCGUGACGGAGAUCAAACUAGUAAAAAUAAGCAUAGCACCAAAAGUAAAGUACAAGCUGAUUUUGGAACUCCUUCUCCAAUUUAAUAGCAAAUGGAUAAGGAUGAUGCAGAAUUUUUGAAUGAAAAAUAAUAGAGUUAUUACAAUAAUUUACAAGAAUUGCUGAUUUAAUCAGAGUUUAAAUUAAGCCAAUUGGAAUAAAAAAGUAGAUAAAUACAAGAGUAAAGAAAGAGGCUUCAAUAGUAAUUUAUAUCCAAAUCCCCCAAAUUGGGAGCAUUAUUAUGA